CCCUCUGCAUCAUUUAGAUCGGAGUGUCUCGGAAGUUUCUUUUGAUGCGAGAUUUUCUUUUAUAGUUAAUUAAGGAUAAAUAUUUAGAAGAUAAAAAAUCCGUUAAAUAGAAAUUAUUACAUAUAAAUAAUUUUUAAAGGUUAAUAUAAGCGUUAUAUUUAAUUUUUUUAAAGGUUUAUUUUAUAAAUAAUUAAGGCUUUAUAUUACCGAAAUGGGAGUCGAAAUCCAGACGAUCCAACCUGGCGAUGGACAAACUUUUCCAAAGGCUGGACAAACAGUAGUGGUACAUUAUACUGGAACAUUAGAAGAUGGCCAAAAAUUUGAUUCCUCAAGAGAUCGUGGAAAACCAUUUAAAUUCAGAAUAGGAAGAGGAGAAGUGAUUAAAGGAUGGGAUCUUGGAGUGGCUCAAAUGAGUGUUGGGCAAAGAGCAAAAUUGGUGUGUUCUCCAGAUUUUGCUUAUGGCUCUGUUGGACAUCCUGGAAUAAUUCCUCCAAAUGCCAAAUUGACAUUCGACGUCGAAUUAAUAAAGCUGGAGUAAAUAACUUCUGCACCACACUUAUCGAAAUGAUACUUCUACAAUGCUAAGACACGAAGUUGGCAGCAUUGUUACCUUAUUGAUCUCUCAAAUCUGCUUCAGUUCCUGUUAUGGUUGUCUGUCAUCUUGCAAGAAGCUUUUGUUUUAGUCAUUCAUAACUAUAUAAAAUAUGUAAAAAAAUAUUCUAUAAAAUAUGCAGAAUUGUUAA
This is a messenger RNA of Centruroides sculpturatus (bark scorpion), 743 nucleotides long. Its product is annotated as peptidyl-prolyl cis-trans isomerase FKBP1A-like. Gene Ontology annotation, molecular function: peptidyl-prolyl cis-trans isomerase activity. NCBI's taxonomy places the organism in Eukaryota, Metazoa, Arthropoda, Arachnida, Scorpiones, Buthidae. The coding region runs from base 212 to 538 and encodes 108 amino acids. The record is from RefSeq and is a predicted model, not a curated record. The transcript has 5 exons.